Messenger RNA from Nerophis ophidion (straightnose pipefish), 6388 nucleotides. It is a transcript of the gene entpd3, whose product is annotated as ectonucleoside triphosphate diphosphohydrolase 3. Bases 232 to 1755 code for a protein of 507 amino acids. Gene Ontology annotation, molecular function: UDP phosphatase activity; GDP phosphatase activity. Lineage: Eukaryota; Metazoa; Chordata; Actinopteri; Syngnathiformes; Syngnathidae. Gene Ontology annotation, cellular component: plasma membrane. Gene Ontology annotation, biological process: nucleoside diphosphate catabolic process. The record is from RefSeq and is a predicted model, not a curated record. The transcript is spliced from 10 exons.
CGGGGGGCUGCUAUAAUGCACUAAUGAUGGUGGUGGUGGGAGUGGUGAAAUCAGGAGCUUGUACAUGACACUCCUUCAUCCCGCCCCUUCUUCGCUCUGUGUUUUGUUUGGGGUACACCACUCCUGUUCCUUGCGGGACAGUAAAUCUGAAGACCUCACCCACUCACAGAAGAAUAAUCAGUCUCUUCAUCUCCUUUUGAGACUCACCAUCUGUAGUUGUUCCUGGAGGAAAUGGCUUCGAAGGGGAAAAUGGGCUAUAAGUGUCGUAUUGCCGCAGUUCUGUUGCUCCUACUUACCAGCAUCGCUGCUCUCAUUGCUGUCGCCAUUAUUCAGAGCAAGUGGAGGUUCAGCCAGUAUUCCUUGAAGCAGUACGGAAUAGUGAUCGACUCAGGUUCAUCCCGGUCCACCAUCUAUGUGUACGAGUGGCCCGGGGAGAAGCAGAAUGAAACAGGAGUGGUGGAGGAGAAACGUAACUGCAAAGUGCCAGGUGAUGGAAUUUCAGCAAUGGGAAUCGACCCCAAAAAAGACAAAGAAUCAUGGGAAGGCUUCAAAAAAUGCAUGACAAAUAUCUCCGCAGAAAUUCCUCCGGAAAAGCACAACAGCACUUUUCUCUUCUUGGGAGCCACAGCCGGGAUGAGACUGUUACAAAAGCAGGAUCCACAGCGAGCUGCUGAAGUCCUUGAAAGUCUGAGAGAAUACCUGCAGUCGUUGCCCUUUGACUUCAAAAAUGCAUCCAUCAUUACUGGUCAGGAGGAAGGACUCUACGGAUGGAUUACUGUCAACUAUCUCUUGGAUAAUUUCCUCGAGAAAAACAUAUUGAAUAAGUACGUUCAUCCACAAGCGUCAAAGACUAUGGGCUCAAUGGAUCUGGGUGGCGCAUCAACACAGAUCGCCUUUGCGGCUGAAGAUGAGCUAAUGGGGCCUGACUACAUGCACAUCAAACUGUACGGUUACAACUACAACGUCUACAGUCACAGUUUCCUCUGCUAUGGCAAAAAUGAGGCUGAGAAGAGGAUUUUGGACAAAAUCAUUCAGGGAUCAUCUAACCAUGUCAACAUUACCAACCCCUGCUACCCGGUAGACUACGAAAUGACCCAUAGUGCCUCAACCAUUUAUGACACAGAGUGCACAAAGAAACCAAAAAACUACAACCCGGAUGAACAAUACCACAUGGUGGGUGUGGGUGACUCGAACCAAUGUCGGAAAGUAGUGGAAUCCAUAUUUGAUUUCAGCCCCUGUUCUUCUGCCCACUGCUCCUUCAAUAAAGUCGAGCAGCCGCCAGUCACCGGAGAAUUCUCGGCAUAUGCAGGGUACUUCUUCAUUGCCAGAGCUCUGCUGAUGAACAAUGACACUGAAGAGGUCACACCAUCAGAGUAUGAUGAAUUCAACAACAAAAUCAACCAAUUGUGCAGCACACCUUGGAGUGUGCUAAAGACGGAGAAGCACUGGGUCAUCGAAAAACACCUUCGCACUUACUGCUUCGCCUCUCAUUACAUCUUCACUCUAACGGCCAAAGGUUACAAAUUUGACAAAGACACAUGGAGAAACAUUCACUUUGUUAAAAAGGUGAGGAACACCAGCGUAGGUUGGAGUCUGGGAUACAUGCUGAGUAGCUCCAAUAUGAUACCAUCAGAGGUGGAAGAAGUCCUCCCGUUGACUAACCCCGUCUUUGCCGGUCUUGUCUUUUUAUUUUCAGCUCUAAUCAUUGUUACUGUCAUCUUUAUUUUCAUUAUCCUUAUUCGCAUGUGCUACUGAGCAUAGCCAGUGAUGUCUUUUCUUAUGUGUGUGUCCCGCUUUAAGAGCCUUGUUUACAGCUUAUAUGUUUGCAUUGUCUCAAAAUAUUUUACAAGUGGGUUCAGGAAGAUUAAUUAAUAUUAUGAAAGCAUGACAAAAAAAUGUACUAAAAGUUAAGUGCAGUGGUUUUCAAAUACUUUUAAACGAGUACAACCCCUGAAAACACUUGGUUCUCCAAGUACCACCAUAAUGAGCAAAAUUAAAAUACAGUAGUGUAGUAGGCCAAAGUACUCCUUAAAAACAAGGCAGAGGCUUAACAAGUAUGGUAAACUUCGGACUGUAAGGCGCAACUUUUUUCCUGCACUUUUCCCCCUCCGUCUUAUAAAACGGAGCAGCUACUAUAUGGAUUUUUUUUCGCGGACAGCCAUAAGGAAAAAAGUAGAUUAAAAAAAUAUAAAUACACUGAAUGGGUGUGUUAUUUAUUGUACUAUGGCACCAUAUUAUGGACUAGCUUGCUCACUGCAGGUACUGAAGUGCUGCAUUGCCAUUCUGUUUACAUUAAUCCUUUCAACCGGAAGUAAAAUUGCAGUUCACUCUUCCACCCGUCAAUUGCGUUUCUCCUCGUAUGGAAUCGUCAUUUAUCAUUCAAAGCAUCGUUUGUAAGUUUUACAGUGUAACUUAAAACAAUUCUUACUUAAUUAACCAUUUUAUUUGUGAUUUCUAUAGUGUUUUCAUGCAUAUUUGUGUGUGCUAUUUUAAAGUAAUGCAGUUGUUAGCAUUUGCUAGCAUGCUAAAAUAUUUACAAAAGUCUGUUAGAACUAUUAACUUACAAUGGCAUUCUUUUUGUAUCGUUUCAGUUUCGUGAAUUCACCAAAACGUCACCGUGGACUUAUUGAGUCUGUUUAGUUGAUUGGAGAGCUAACUUCCGCAGCUAAUGGGUCCGUGACAAUGACUUUUAUUUUGGUUGAUCAGCCGUUUUACUGCCAUGUUAUGGACACCGUUUGGAAACCAUUAAGUUGUAUAAAAAAAACAUUUACAAAGUCCUUCUUUGUAAAAAAAAGAAAAAUAUCAUUACACUACAUAUAUGCGGCUUAUAGUCUAGUGUGGGUAUUAUAUGGAAAAUAUUUGUUCUUCUCAAAUUUAGUGGGUGCGGCUUAUAUACCAGUGUGCUCUAUAGUCUGGAAAAUACAGAAUAUGUAAUAUUUUUGACAACCUAGCAUUAAAUUUAGGAAAAUAAAACUACACCACUUAAAUAAUGAAUCAAAAAUUUGACGUAUCACUUGAUGUCCAUGUCUGUAAUGGCAGUCCACAAACCCUGGACGGCGAAUAGUUGCAUAUAACAUGGCAAUCUUGAAUUGGACUAGAUCCAGGUCUUUACAAUUACAAGGGGUCGGCAGAGGUACUGCGGGGGGUUGUGAAUGCUGGUUAAUUGUACUUUUUUAUUUUUUUUAUAAUUGCCUGCAAUACAUAUAAACAUUUCAAUGUAUUUAAUUACACAUUAACAGUGAUCCAUGUAGUGUAGUUUAGAAGUGGCAGUGACACGACCACCCUCUUCAAUGUAAUUUGCUGCUUGAAAAUAAAAACAUGGAUACUAAUUAUAUCAUUAUAUUCAUGUUAGCAAUUAUGAUAGCUAAGAAUUAGCACUUUAGUUGCGAGCAAGCUAUUAGAGGCACUGUACUGUAAUAAUUGAAUACAUGCGUGUUGCACAGUAUCAAUUUUAUACAUGGUGCCCGUUCCAUCUCACUGUAACUUUGGGGAUCCUUGGCCUGGAGAACAUUUAAUAUCCCUGCACUAGACACUAACUUUACAAAAAAAAAUACAGCACAACAAUCACACACAGGACAACACAAUGAGCAACUUGCGUUAAGUAAGCUGAAGUAUUAAAAAAUGGAGUCACGUAUUUAAAACGUGAUUCUAAAGUGAAUACACUAUGCUCACCCAGACUCUACUUCCGGUGGCUCUCAGUUAAAUUGAGUUUGAGACACCUGUGCUAGCAUGAAUAUAAUAUGUUAAAGGAAAAACUAACAAUGAAAGAAUCAUAUUCUGUUAGUCAUUUGUAAUUACUUCAUAUAUCUAGCCCAAAAAAUGAGGAAGACCGUAGAGUAUGAGUGCCACUAAUUGUAGGCCGGCUCUAAAUAGUGGUACUUUUAGGAAUGCCAGAAACAGAAAAAUAAAUGUAAUAACUGUGCAAAAACAAAUGUAUAAGCCAAAUAUGUGUUGAAAGUGAAUUCAAACGAAAUGUCUCUCUACGGAAAUUGUCUGCAAUACUCCACAAUUUUCAGUCACCGGCAAGUAUAAGCCACAUAAUCAAAGCUACUGUAAACCGCAGAUGUAGCAAAACGGUAUUUUUAGUAAAGCAAACUUUAUUUUUUUUUUGAAGUGACACUUUAUGUAAACCUUUAACAAACCAUUGCCCCAGGUACAAGAUGUUUCUGUAAAGACACAUAGUUUUUUAUAAUAACAACAAUAAUAAUGGAUUUUAUUCAUGUAGCGCUUUACAGACAGAACUGAGAACCCAUCAUUCAUUAAGAGAUGUCUAUUACCUGUUGACAGUAUCCCGUGUAGCUAUCUUGAGUGACGUGUCUAAAAAAAAAAAGAAACAACUUAAUUUGUUUGAACCUAUGUUUUAAGAAUAAAAAGACACAAACACAAAUCAUUCAAUCAAUGUUUAUUUAGAUAGCCCUAAAUCACAAGUGUCUCAAAGUGCUGCACAAACCACAACGACAUCCUCCAUACAGAGCCCACAUAAAGGCAAGGGAAAAACUCACACCCAGUGGGACGUCGGGGACAGUGACAAUGAUGACUAUGAGAAACCUUGGAGAGGACCGCAUAUGUGGGCAACCCCCGUCCCCCCCUAGGGGACCGAAAGCAAUGGAUGUCGAGCGGGUCUAACAUGAUAUUGUGAAAGUCCAAACCAUAGUGCUCCCGUCCAAAGGCAAAACCCAGUAACUCAAUUUUGGUCAAAACUGAGCUGAUAAUAAUUUUGGAGUUCCUAGGUGAUAUGCUUUACAUUAGUGUAUGCGAUAUUGUAAUUUGUUCCGUAAGUAAGCUGUUACGCGCAUGGCAGGACCUAGCAACUACCACAUAACCUAAAGGGCACACGUUCAUGAGAGCAGAUUCAAUCCAUUGAUCAAUCGGCAAGAAAAUGAAAGCUCAAGAAAACAUCUACACGUUUGAUAACUUUGUAGAUCUUUGUAAGAUAGCAUCAAGAUAUAUUGGUUUUCCUUUGUUUUCUCAAAAUCAGCUAGAAGUGAGUUACUAGGUUUUGCCUUUGGACAGGAGAGUGGAUCUAACAUAACGGUGAGAGUCCAGUCCAAAGUGGAUCCAAUAUAGUAGCGAACCAUCGCCCAGAACAAAAUUGUACAAACAUUAUCCUAAGUAAUUUAACAAUGUGGUGGAACACUUGGAUACAUUUUUACAUUAAAGAUGCUAAAAAAAACAUCCAAUGUAGGUCAAAGGUCUUUAAGCUAGCUAAACAAAACAAGAAAAACAUUGUGUAAUAUUUAAAAAUCAUGAAUGAUAAAACGUUUUUACAUGUUGAGGGAAAAUAAAAAACAUGCUCCAAAAAGAGCCCCUUUUUAUUCAAUAGACUUAUUUUAUGUUUUUCAUGGCAAAAAUGGCUAGAGUUCUUUACUCUUAUUGUUUUUGAAACACACGGUAUUGCGCUUCCCCUAAAAAAUGUUUUUACUUACGCUAACAAAGCUAAACACCUAAAUGUAGCACAUACCCAAUACAGUUUCUUAAAAAAAAGUUUUAUGAAUCAUAGCUUAUUUGACUAUUAUUUACAAAUUUAGGAAGCUUGUACAUAACUUCAUUGCAAUGCGUGUUCUGGUCGUUUGGUUUAAUUUUUGUACAUCAAGACUGAAACUUUAAUUUUACUGUAGUUUUGGCUAUGAUCAUUUACAACACUGGAUUUGGAGGCAUUAUUGUAGUGUCUUUUUUUUAAAAUUAAUUGUGCAAUGUGUUGUAAUUAACAGAAGAUGCUUUUUUUUUUAAUCUCAGGGACACAAUAACAAUUAUUUCAAAAUUUUACUUCCAAAAAGUCCUGACACCCUCCUGUUUUUCUCUCUAAUAAUAUAUACAGUAUGCACUUCAAUUGCACUAAAUGCAUAUGCAAAAAAAUAUCACUUUUUAUGUGUUAACUAAUUUGAAAACACUGAUUCUUAAAACUCAGUGUAGAUAGUGUGUAAGCUAAACAUACAUGUUAGAUGAAGCUCAUGUAUGCUAUUUGUGUAGACUUAGAACAGUUGUGUAGUCUCUGUAUCGGCCAUUAGACAUCCUUUUCCCCCUACCAAGAACUUGGCCUGCUGCAUAAUUACCUAUUGUAACUUCAAAAGCAAUGAAAUGACACUCAAGUAGGAUUUGCAAUUUUAUUUUAAGAAAAGGUGUUUUAAUUAUAACAUUUUGUUGAGCAGCCGGUGGUAAUUAUUUUUCUCAUAAUGGAAGUUUUUCAUGGUAAUGUUUUUUUUCUGUAUUGUCCAAAGAAAACGAUGAUUACAAAACAACUCAAUUCAAUAAGGUCAUGUCUGGUAGCAUGAACGAAAUCAAUUAUGUUAGCACUGGACACAAUUAUGCAUGAUUCUAAUGUGAUGCGUUGACUGUGUCAUCUAUGUUUUGAUAAUAACUCAUAAUAAAUGUACCUACCAACUGUGAA